GAUUGAUCUAUGAACUGUCUGAAACAAUGGAUAUCCGCGGCCCCAAAUGGGCCCCAAAAAAAUUGCCGCGUGCUACUCGCGCAAACAUGCUGCUCCCCUUGGGGCUAAGCCCCCCCUCUCUUUGUAUCCUAGAAACGCCCCUGGUUAAUACUGAUGCAUUAAUGAUGUAACACGUCACUGUUACAGCUGGUGGAGGUGGAGCCAGUUUAAUCUACUUGAUAUACAGUUUAAUUCAAAGGCUCAGGCCCCCUUAAAGGCUCUCACGGUAAAGCUCAAAGGUGGGCGAUCGUGAGAUGAUCAAUGACAACACGAAAAGGAGAACUGUAUGCCAACAACACCGUAAGAACCAACAGAUGUGCAAAAUACCAAAGGGUUAAUUAGACGUGCCCCGUCUGUCCCGACAUGUCCAAAAGGAAGGAUUAGGAGACUUAACUAGGGACGCCACGCCCUGAUGGAAAAAAAGGCCGCAGACUCUUGGCGUCAGGGCACUACGGGUAAUUUGGAAAAGGAGUUCUCGUUCUGGAUAUUCCAGCUUUGUUUCCUGUCGGAGGUCAGCUGACCAGCUCGCCCCUUGUGCCCCCUCUAGUACGUACCCCGAAGUGUUCCCAGCCUCUGAUCUCGGCGUAGAGCGCGUCGCCGGGACAGGAAGUGUUCACCACCUGUCUGUGGCCCUGCAGGACGAAGUCGGCGACCAGUCUCCCGCCGCCGACGGCGCAGGAUGCCAGCUUAUCCCUCACCAGCUCCAUGGAGUGCUGGGAGGGCAGCCCGGUGACGUAGUCCCCGAUGAAGGAAACCCCGUAGCCCACGGAGUUGUGUCCCAGGGUGUGGGCCCCUUGUCGGAGCCAGCCUCGGCCCUCGUAGAUGUACCCGUCGGAGCCUGCGACAAAGCUUUUUGAAAGGAACACGGGAGGUAAACUUUUGUGAGUCCGGUGCUUAAGUUUGGCACACAUUUGACACGAGACCGUACCUGUAGCCGAUGUCGUCCCAGCCUCUGUCCUCCUGGUGGAAGCGCUGCAUGGAGCGCAUGUCCGCGGCGCACUGCUGGAAGGUCAGGCAGGGCUGGCUCGGCGUGUGAGUGUGGUGGAUGUACAUGAAGGAGAGAGGGAGAGACAGGUUGGUGGGGGUUCCUCUGUACGGCUCGGCGCCCCACAUGCAGCGAGGUAUGAUGGGCGGGCAAUCUGAAGAAAAGGUGUGGCCGGUUAGCGUAAAUGCAGGAUGACAAUCCUUUUUAGAGACCAUUGCUUUCAGAAUUCUUUCACUCACCGAUGUACUUAUGGACGAACUCUUUCAUUCCCUCCUUCACCAAAGCCAACAGCUGCUUCUUCUCCUUCACCUCCAGCUUCGAGCGCCCCGUCAGUCUCCUCUGCAGCUCUUCCGCUUUCACCACCUGUCUGGCCAGCACCGGAGGGGCGGCCAGCCCCCUGAAGUUCUCCCUGCGGCGCCGGCUGACGAGGCGCAGGGCGGCGUUCAGUCCUUCGCUCUCCAGCGGGCGGCAGUAGUACUCCGUCAGCAGGCCGCUGAGCGCAGGAGGGCGUCCGUCUUUAGCGGAGACCUCCAUCCCUAGAACCGCGCCGUCCAUGCCUCCGUUGACCCGAGCGGCGGUGAGCGCAGAGGGGCUGCUGCUGAGGAGGGUGAAGACUUGAGGGGAGGUGAUGUUGUCCCAGCAGCCGUCGAGUCCCAGGAGAGGAGAGCUGUCCAGGUCUUUGGCCAGAGUGAGCUGGUAGAGGCCCCGCACGCGGCCCGCCAUCUUGGCGAGGAAACCGGCCUCGAUGCCCAGGAGGAGGGGCGCGAGGGCAACGGUGGUGCCGUCGGGCGUCAGGACCACACCUUCCUCCUUGGCGUCCUCCGUCACCCUGUGGUGCAUGGCCUUGCUGAGGUAACCCGAGAGGCUCGCGUUCAAUUCGGGGCCGCCGGAGUUGGCGCUGCCAAGGAAGUGCCGAAUGAACGCGUCGUUGAGGCCGGCGGCCCCGCGCAGCCUCCUCAACACAGCCAAUGGGUCUGACCCAGGGUCGCCGUCCUCCACCCGCCUCACCGCCUCGAUGAAGUCAUCCAUGUGCAGGGAAGACGUAGCUAAGGGACAAGGACAGAAAACAUUCAGAUGAAAACCCACGUCUCUAGUUCUAGACGACCGACAUGAUGCCCACAUGAGCUCAUACAGAGACUAUUUUAGCUGUGGGUCAUGUCUGACAGCAUCAAAGUAAGUGAACGUAAAAGUUGACAAAGCACACAAUUGUACAGAAUCUCAGCUGAAGAUUUGAAACAGGAAAAAAAAAACAUGAAUAAACUAGUGUGUACAUCCAUUACCUUCUGCAUACGUGCUGAGCAACGCCACAACAAGAGCCAGGGCGGGUUUCCAGCCGCCUUUAUCCAUCCUGAGGUGUGAGUGGCUCCAAAUGUCUGCUCCCCUUGUUGCCUCUUGUCAUUUAUACAAGUUCACCUGCAUAAUAAAGCGGGCGGUUAUGCAACUGUUGACUUACUGUAGAUACGCCUGGGUUCCGCCCGUUGCCGUGGCCCACUGAGCAAUGUGGGAAUCUGACACCUGCAGUGUGAGUCACAGUCAUUUUAUGUCCUUUUUUACCGCUCAAGGUCUUCCCACGUAUGCCGGCGGUGUGACGGACACGGGCGCUUUGGAGAAAUUCACAAGUUCUGUAAUACAUUUCGGUCACAGCGGUUGCUGUUAAUGCUGUUGCUUGUGAAAAAAAAACAACCUUCUGGGAAUAAAACCAGCAAGCGGCAAAACUCCUCUCUGCUGUACAAAUCAGCGGUAGUCCUCUCUGAGGCAAUACGCAUGUUCUUGUUUGAUGUUCUCAAGCAGCAAAACUGAGGAAGUCGGAGUCCCACAACCAUGAAUUACGUGUGUGCCGGGCAGCAGUGACAGCAAAUAUAUCUGCAUAUGCUGCUUUUAUUCAGUCAGCGAUGAAGAGGCACGCAACAACUGUUGAGACCAAAAGACACAGGGAAACAGUGUUUAGGCUGCAGCAUGUGAUGGCGAGAACAGGAAGUGGUCGUAGUCUGCGGUUGAACUGGGAAGUACAUUGCGGAAUGUCUGGGAUGCAAAUAACAAAGGUCAAAGAUAUAAAUGUGUAAUUACUGUAAUCUGUAAGAGUAAAGACCUUUUAGAGGGAGGAACAAGAAAGAUAAGGUGAUGUUCACAAAGGGACAUUAAUAACCGGUUGCUUUAAUAGUCACAGUACCUGCUGUGAUUAACGGUCUGUAAAUGUGAUUCUUUUGUAAACAACGUAGAAAUGAAGGUGCUCAGAUGCCAGCAUGGGUGUCACGUUUCAGCUCAGCAAGAUUUGUUCAGAGCGAAACAGCUCGUUGGGUACAAUUCGGACAGAAACACAAUAUAGGAGACUCAUUUGGGGGUUUUGUAAGUGACGACAUCUUUUUUUGGUUUUGUUUUGUUUCCCCAACAUUGUUCCGCUUCAUAAAAAUGCAAUCGGUUUACAUGAUGAGGGAGCUGGACCUUUAUUCAGCUUCUAGAGGAAAAAUAAAAAAGUAGAAUGUUUGUAAGCACAUACACAUAUUAUUGUGUUGUUUAUAUUGAUUAUAUAAGACAUGCCGGUUUAAGUUUUAUUUUAGGCUGACCUUGACAUUUUUGCCAGGGACAAGAGAUAAAAGUGACCGAGUUUGCCUACUAUUUCCUCUGCUGAUCAGUGGACACCUUGUCAAUUAAACAACUAAAUCAGUAUAAAUAUAAUGUAGGUGUAUGAGGUCAUUAUAAGACAUGGGUGGAGCUUGUGAAUAGUUCGAAAUAAAAUGCACAUGAGACAAACAAAUAUAUAAACUAUUUAACUGUUUUACAUACACUAUAGCCAAAACAUACAUAUUUUCACUAUAUAGUAAAUGUUCGUCUUUGUUUGUGCAGUGACGCUCCCGUACACUAGGUGGCGGAGUGCAAUUUAUAUCCUGGUUGCAGUUUGAGACCAUUCAAAAAGUAAAAGAAGAAGAAAAAGACGGAAGCUGCUGUACAAUCGCUCGUCUAAUCUGCAACAAGAUACCGACCCGUGGCCGUGGACCGCCGUCACCCACCGACAGCAAAAUGGACACGCGGUUCACUCGAGGCAAAUCCAACAUCUUGGAGCGACCCCUAACCCGGCCCAAGACCGAGGUCAGCGUGAGCGCGUUCGCCCUCCUGUUCUCCGAGAUGGUCCAGUACUGUCAGAGCCGCGUGUACUCUGUGUCGGAGCUGCAGACGCGCCUCGCCGACAUGGGCCAGAGCGUCGGAGCCAGCCUGCUGGACGUGCUGGUGCUGAGGGAGAAGAACGGCAAGAGGGAGACCAAAGUGCUGAACAUGCUGCUCUUCAUCAAGGUUAAUGUCUGGAAGUCUUUGUUUGGGAAGGAGGCCGACAAGCUGGAGCAGGCCAACGACGACGACAAGACUUACUACAUCAUAGAAAAGGAGCCGCUCAUCAACGCGUACAUCUCCGUGCCCAAGGAGAACAGCAGCUUGAACUGCGCCGCCUUCACGGCGGGCGUCGUGGAGGCCAUCCUCACGCACAGUGGCUUCCCCGCCAAGGUGACCGCCCACUGGCACAAGGGCACCACUUUGAUGAUCAAGUUCAACGAGUCCGUCAUAGCCAGGGACAAGGCUCUGGAUGGCAGAUAAGGAAGACUGGAGAGAGCGGGAGGGAGGGGGGGGGAGUUAUGCUGAUCAAUACAAGAUGAAGUUAAAUCAUCCAGGUUCAGGCUGGUGUUUGUUCCUGACUGAAUUUCCUUGUGGUGACUUUAUGAGACAGGAGGGACUUUAUGGAUGGAUGACUGCACCGUGCUGAGCCACGGCUAGUUGGUUCAAUCCUCCACGAUUGUUGUUUUUUUGUGGAUCAUCUCGCUCCUGUUGUAUCUCAUGAAGUGACACAAAUUGUUUACUCAAGAUCACUUUUUAUUCGUGAGCUUCACGUCACAUUUUUACAACACAGAUGGUUCAUAAAACUGAAAAUAUUAGAUAAUACUGUGACCACAUCAUAAAAUAACUUAAAUUUGGGCUGUGGGAAUUUGUGAUGGCUCUUUUAUACUUUAUAUCGACCUAACACUGAAUCAAAGAAAUACUCAACAGAUCAUUUGAUAAUGAAAGUCAUUUUGAUGUGCAUCCUUUGCCUCGUAGGAUCAAAGUCAACCAACUGAACGUAGGCCAAAUAAUUAGAGUUCCUGGUUUAUAUAAUGUUUAUAAAGGUUAGUGUCGCAACACAAAAUACAAAAUAUUUUAUUUAACAGACUUAAGUUUUUUUUUUGGUCAUUCCAGUUUAACAGCUGCGUGUUUCAUCUCUGUAAAAUAGAUUCAUAAGCAGGGCCGUAGCUAGCAUUGACGAACCUGAGGUCAUAUCUUCAUUUUCAUUUUAAUAUCUUAUUAUUUUAUUUAGUGUAUGCACUGAUGUGUGGGUUAUUAUUAUCAUAGGGGAGUUUAAAAUCUUAAACUAAAACCAAAAUGUACACAUGGUGUUUUAUAAGCUGGAUACAAUAUCUUUAGACUCGGCAUCCUGCUGACCAAGAGGCUAAAAUACAUUACCAAGUUACCAGAAUGUGUCAAGUUGGAUUGCAGCUGGGGAAUUUUUCCAUUUCCUGUCUGUCUCUAUACUGUCCCAAAAAAACAGGACAUUUGACAUUUACGGAAUAUCCUUAUUUGUAUGUCCUAAAAAAUAUUGCAUGUUAGAUGAGAAGAUUGAUACCACUAUUGUUUCUGUACAGUCUGAAGCUGCUGCCAGUUAGCUUAGCUUAGCACAAGGACUGGAAACGGCUAGCCUGGCUCUGUCCUUAGGUAACAAAAUCCGCCUGUCAUUGCCUCAAGAGCUCACUAAUUAAAAUGUAACAUCAUGUUUGUUUAUCCAUUCCAAAAAAAAUGUAAAAUCAACAUUUGGUUAUACUGGGGGGGACAUGUGCCAGGCUAGCUGUUCCCACUCUAUGCUAAGCUAAGCUAAGCGGCUGCUAGUGGUAUUUAUCUUAACAGACAUGAGUGAUGUCAAAAAUGUCGAACUAUAGUUUCAGGGGGGGGUUGUGUCGGGGGUCUCAUGACCUCAGUUCGCCUACAAGCCUGUCUACCGCCCUGCUCGUAAUGCUUCCUUCUGCUUAUUGUGUAUUUGUCUGUUAACCGUCAAUAAAACUGUAGUCAUUA
This is a messenger RNA of Anarrhichthys ocellatus (wolf-eel), 6109 nucleotides long. RefSeq names its product trafficking protein particle complex subunit 5 (gene trappc5). Bases 4043 to 4609 code for a protein of 188 amino acids. Lineage: Eukaryota; Metazoa; Chordata; Actinopteri; Perciformes; Anarhichadidae. The transcript is spliced from 3 exons. Gene Ontology annotation, biological process: endoplasmic reticulum to Golgi vesicle-mediated transport. The record is from RefSeq and is a predicted model, not a curated record. Gene Ontology annotation, cellular component: TRAPPI protein complex; TRAPPIII protein complex; TRAPPII protein complex.